Messenger RNA from Hypoxylon fragiforme, 1110 nucleotides. RefSeq lists its product as uncharacterized. The record is from RefSeq and is a predicted model, not a curated record. The transcript has a single exon. Lineage: Eukaryota; Fungi; Ascomycota; Sordariomycetes; Xylariales; Hypoxylaceae. The coding region runs from base 99 to 959 and encodes 286 amino acids.
AUUACUGAUACUCGUAUGAGGUAGGUACCUACCCUUUGGUUGGUUACAGGGUAUCCGUGGAUCUAUCGCAACUCAGCUUGUGCAACAUUUAUUCACGUAUGGCGUCACCAUGGGAAAUCAUCCUUCUCCCGCCCAAGUUGGCUAAUCAGUCACCAAUGCGGCUUACUCGGACUUUUUUUAUUCAGUGCAGUAGACUUAAACCAAACAGCCCCUCACAAACAAAAAGUACAAGAACUAUUACCAACAAACUAAAUUUCUCCCAUCUAUUCCCAAAGCCUCGCCAGUUUACAUCCUCACGGUCCACCAUGGCAUUACCCCCCAAGUUCGCAGGCCAAAAGCUCCUCUUCGGCCAACCGUCGUCCCUCACCGCCGGCGUGCCUGCCGCCGUGCAUACGCUCGAGCUAUUCCUCGACUACGUGUGCCCAUUCUCUGCAAAGCAGUUCAGCACCGUAUACCACACUGUUGUGCCGCUCAUCAAAGCCAACCCGAAAUGGGCCAGCAGUCUACAGAUCAUAUUCCGGCAACAAGUGCAGCCGUGGCAUCCGUCGUCGACCCUCGUGCACGAGGCAGGGCUCGCCGUGCUGCAGGUGGCACCGGACAAGUACUGGCUGUUCAGUGACGCGCUCUUCAAGGACCAGCAGAGCUACUUUGACGAGGCGGUCGUCCACGAACCCCGCAAUGAGACAUAUAAGCGUCUUGCGAAACUCGCAGCGAGCGUCGGCGUCGACGAGAAAAAGGUGUUCGAUUUGUUGGUCAUUUCUGACAAGGUACCCGAGGGGGGAUACCCAAACUUCGGAAAUAAGGUGACGAACGACCUCAAAGUUCAGAUCAAGGUAGCUAGGCUAGUGGGGGUGCAUGUUAGUCCUACGGUGAUCUUCGAUGGCGUUGUAGCCAAUGAAAUUAGCUCAUCCUGGACCAAGGAGCAGUGGCAGGAAUGGUUGACGAAGAGUAUUGCAUAAAUGGCAGUUAUCAUACGUAGGAGUAAUCAUAUGUAGGAUCAAUAUUAUUUACGGUCUUUAUAUGCAAAUGCAACUUAUAGCAGUAUUGAUAUAAAACGUACCACAUUUGGUAGCUUAGAGUAACUAUAACCAUAUGGAUAACUAUAUGCAC